AUGGAAAUCGAUACUCACGAGAUGGCAGAAGGCACCUGCGCGAAUCCCUUGCUACUGGGCUGGCUCAAGGAGUGGUAUGAUGAAGCCAUGGACAAGAACAUGAAGGGGCCAUGCGCGGUGUAUAAGAAGGCCUAUAAUUCCAUGAAAGCGUGUCCGUUAAAAUUUAAGCACCCGUCAGAGGCGCAGCAGCUCAGUGGAGUUGGGCCAAAAAUGUGUGAACGCUUGACUGCAAAGCUCAAGGAAUACUAUGAGAAGCGUGGGCUUCCCAUGCCAGAACCUCAGCAACAGGCCAAGAAAAGGCCAUCCACAGAUGUUUUGCAGCAGAACGAUGACCAGCCAACUAAACGACCAAAGAAGGUAAAACCAUAUGUGCCAACGCUGCGUUCAGGGCCUUAUGCACUCCUAUUAGGACUUGCUUCUCUAGAUAAGAGCUCAUCAGUAGGCUUGACCAAAGAUCAACUCAUAGAAGUUGCGCAGCCGCAUGCUGAUGCCUCCUUUACUGCACCUCCGGAUCCCAACAAGUUCCACACUGCCUGGGAUUCAAUGAAAACUCUCAUUAGAAAGGACCUCGUCUAUGAACGUGGUAGACCGCUGAGGAGAUAUCUCCUCACAGACGAGGGAUGGGAAAUUGCCUCGCAAAUACAGAAGACUGUUAGAGGAAGCUCACAUAUUUCUUCAGACGCCCGGACUAGCAUGGAUAACUUCAUACAUUCUGGAAGCACAAAACCAUCUUCAUCUCGGCAAUUGAAUUCUGUCGAAGAAACGAUUUUAGUUGAUGUGCCGCAUAUGUCGCGAGGAACUGCGCAUGGAUCCAGAUUCACUCUUCCACACGACAGCUUUACUAUUGAAAUGGUGCUUGAUUACCGAGAAAUACGUUCAAGACAGGAUCGAGACUAUAUCUCAAACGAAUUAGUCAAGCGAGGUAUUUCACCCAUAGUCCGUCCCCUGGAGGUUGGGGACAUUCAAUGGGUUGCAAAAUGCAAAGAUCCUCAUUUUCUUGCGCAGUAUGGCGAACUAGGAGACGAAGUAGCUCUAGACUGGAUUGUUGAAAGAAAGCGGCUGUCUGAUUUACUCAGCAGUAUAAAGGAUGGUCGCUUCUAUGAACAAAAGUUCCGUCUUCGCCGUUCCGGGAUAAAGAAUGUCAUAUACCUAGUGGAAAUUAUGACCCUUACGAGCGCAAACCCAGUAACUGCAAGUCGUGAUAUGUCUGCUAUCGCAUCUGCCAUAGCGUCGACACAGGUAGUCAAUGGCUAUUUCGUCAAACAAACCAAUAGCGUUGACGAGUCAAUUCGAUACCUCGCCAAAAUGACCAAGCUGCUCCGAGAGAUGUAUAUUGGCUCAGAAUCUACCACCCCAGUGAGGCGCAUAGAAGUUACGCCAACAUCUUGCAUCGAGUCACAAAAUGCAUAUCUAUUACAUCUCGAACAACUCCGUGCUGAGGAGCAGAAAAGACUGGACACGUCGCCUACAUCUAGCACCGUGGAAACUACCUAUACCUUAACGUAUAACACAUUCUCAGCUUUAUCUUCUAAGUCAGACAUGCUUACCUUACGUGAUAUCUUCCUAAAGAUGCUUAUGUGCACACGAGGAGUUACAGGAGAUAAAGCUCUCGAAAUCCAGAGACGAUGGAGCACCCCCCGUGAAUUUGUCAAGGCUUUUGAACAGGCUGGCCCCCGAGGACAGGAUGGAAAACCCUCCCUGGCGCAGGAUGAUCUAGUUGCGUCUGAGUUAGGGGGGUUUGUUGGGCGAAAGAAGAUUGGUAAGGCAUUAAGCAAAAAGAUUGCAGAGAUUUGGGCCCCCUGA
Messenger RNA from Nannizzia gypsea CBS 118893, 1803 nucleotides. RefSeq names its product crossover junction endonuclease mus81. Gene Ontology annotation, biological process: double-strand break repair via break-induced replication; mitotic intra-S DNA damage checkpoint signaling; DNA catabolic process. The record is from RefSeq and is a predicted model, not a curated record. Gene Ontology annotation, cellular component: Holliday junction resolvase complex; nucleus. Gene Ontology annotation, molecular function: 3'-flap endonuclease activity; crossover junction DNA endonuclease activity; DNA binding. The coding region runs from base 1 to 1803 and encodes 600 amino acids. The transcript is spliced from 4 exons. Lineage: Eukaryota; Fungi; Ascomycota; Eurotiomycetes; Onygenales; Arthrodermataceae.